AGACUUCUCCACGUUUGUAGAAGCACGUUGUGAUAACCUUCGCGUGAUUGCCUCUGUUUGUUUGCUCACACUGAGGAAUGGGUAUAAAUAGGCAUCUCUAUCAUUGUGGAUUUCCGUGAAGUUGACGCCGCUGGUUGAUGUAAAUUAAGGAAGCGAUGAUGGUCCUGCACAUUGACUUCAUCUUUGAUGGUACAUGACUUUGUGCCUGCGCCGGGUAGCGGUACAGCAAACUGGCACCUUUUCUAACUGUGCCUCUUUCAUGUCUGCCUGCAGGUGAUGUGGCCCCCUACUUCAAAACGGAGCCAGGACCUCCAGAGAUCCACCUAGAAGGGAACCGCCUGGUCAUGACCUGCCUGGCGGAGGGCAGCUGGCCUCUGGAGUUCAAAUGGGUGCUCAACAACACAGAUAUCACAGCCUUCUCCCCCGAGUACAAGUAUACCAUCUCCUCUCUCCAGCGCUCCAAUAUGGGUGUUUAUCAGUGUGUGGUGAGAAACAGGAUGGGCGCUCUGCUUCAGAGAAGAGCCGAGAUACAAGUGGCAUAUAUGGGUGACUUUCUCGACAAUGACCAAAGAAAGACCGUGACACAGGGCCGGGCCGCCAUCCUAAAUUCCCCAGCGGUCAGUUGCUUCCCGCGGCCACAGGUGACAUGGUUCAGGGACGGCUACAAGAUCAUUCCCAGCAACAGAGUGUAAGUACAGCUUAAUUGCUUGUCUAAUCUUUAAACCUGAACGCCUGCUCAUUAGGAAAGUUCUGGGUGACCCAGCAAAGGUCCCUAUGGCUUUGGGUUCACGUAAGGGAUGUAAUUACCUUCAGUGUUCACGCUUAAUUCCUCUGGGCAUGCAUUUACUGUGACCAACAGUGGAAAAUGCUGGGGAAAAACAGAGAGACACUUCAGCCAGUGAUGCAGAAGACAUGGAUACUGUGCACGACUUUCUUUUGAGUGUGUGUGCGAGUGUUUUUCUCCCACUGCCUUGUCACAGAAGUGCAAUUAAUGCCUGUUCUCUGCCCUUCUUUAAUCUUGCUAAGGUAGUUCUUCAUUGCCUUUUUCUAAUUAGCAGCUCUCCCAGGCUGAGAUCGACGAGGCUGAUCCGAUUCGCCGUUAUCACUCAAGUGUCUUUCAUUCCAUCGAGACCCAAAUAAAACUCCACCACUGAGACACAACUAAUGACUCACCUUUCGCUCCAUGCAUAUAGCAGUGGGCCCAUUCGAGAAUUGCAUUUGAUAUUGGCAGAAGGUGUAAUUGAAAAGUAAGCAGGCUAAUGUAGGUAAAUUUGGAAAUAAACUCUGGGUAGUAAUGAUUUGCAUUCGUUCCGUUUGGCUUCAUUGGAUUGAUUAGCUGUGUCGACGUUCAGGCAGUUUUAUUCUCAAUAACUGUGCAGAACUGUGGUGGUGGUUCUGUGAUUCUAUUUACACCUGGAAUUAUUAUACAUCUCGUUGAUCUGAUCACAUGUGGACAACCAAUCACCAUGUGUGAUCCAAUCAGUCAUGCCUUAUGAGUAGUCAGAAAUGCAUGGGACCAAAUCACACUUGUUGUGUAAAUCCUAAUCUAUCAUGAACAGUGUCCUUUUUUUUCUAUCUUUCUUUUUUUAUAUAUAAAUAAAUACUUUUAUUUA
Molecule: messenger RNA, 1613 nt
Organism: Carassius auratus (goldfish)
Lineage: Eukaryota; Metazoa; Chordata; Actinopteri; Cypriniformes; Cyprinidae
Product: protein sidekick-1-like
Exons: 3
Coding region: 345-692 (115 amino acids)
Source: RefSeq, a predicted model, not a curated record